This is a messenger RNA of Tarenaya hassleriana, 1472 nucleotides long. RefSeq names its product chaperone protein dnaJ 3. Lineage: Eukaryota; Viridiplantae; Streptophyta; Magnoliopsida; Brassicales; Cleomaceae. The transcript has 6 exons. Gene Ontology annotation, biological process: response to heat; protein refolding. Gene Ontology annotation, molecular function: ATP binding; Hsp70 protein binding. Bases 1 to 1272 code for a protein of 423 amino acids. Gene Ontology annotation, cellular component: cytosol; cytoplasm. The record is from RefSeq and is a predicted model, not a curated record.
AUGUUCGGAAGAGGACCCUCGAAGAAGAGCGACAACACUAAGUUCUACGAGAUCCUGGGUGUUCCCAAGAACGCCUCCCAGGAAGAUCUGAAGAAGGCCUACAAAAAAGCCGCCAUCAAAAACCAUCCCGACAAGGGUGGAGAUCCUGAGAAGUUCAAAGAGCUAGCUCAGGCUUAUGAAGUUCUUAGUGACCCGGAGAAGCGUGAGAUCUAUGACCAAUAUGGCGAGGAUGCGCUCAAGGAAGGAAUGGGUGGUCCGGGUGGAGGGCAUGAUCCAUUUGAUAUCUUCUCAUCCUUCUUUGGUGGAGGCCCAUUCGGAGGUGGUAGCAGCCGGGGAAGGAGACAAAGGCGUGGUGAAGAUGUGGUUCAUCCUCUUAAGGUCUCCUUAGAGGACCUUUAUCUCGGAACAACUAAGAAGCUCUCACUUACGAGGAAUGCUUUGUGCUCCAAGUGUAACGGAAAAGGUUCAAAGUCUGGAGCUUCUAUGAAAUGUGCUGGCUGUCAAGGAACAGGUAUGAAAGUCACGAUCAGGCAGUUGGGACCCGGAAUGAUUCAGCAGAUGCAGCAUGCUUGUAAUGAGUGCAAGGGCACUGGUGAGACCAUAAGCGACAGGGAUCGUUGUCCACAGUGCAAGGGAGAUAAGGUUAUCCCCGAGAAGAAAGUGCUCGAAGUUCAUGUCGAGAAAGGAAUGCAACACAGCCAGAAGAUCACCUUCUCCGGUCAAGCAGAUGAAGCUCCUGACACGGUAACUGGAGAUAUAGUGUUUGUACUUCAGCAGAAGGAGCAUCCGAGGUUUAAGAGAAAGGGAGAUGACCUCUUCGUGGAGCACACCCUAUCUCUAACCGAGGCUCUCUGUGGCUUCCAGUUCGCGCAGACCCACUUGGAUGGCAGACAACUUCUCAUCAGGUCCAAUCCCGGAGAGGUUGUGAAACCCGAUUCGUACAAGGCGAUAAACGACGAGGGGAUGCCGAUAUACCAGAGGCCGUUCAUGAAGGGGAAACUAUACAUCCAUUUCUCGGUGGAAUUCCCUGAAUCGCUCUCCCCGGAUCAGGCAAAGGCGAUAGAAGCGGUGUUGCCUGGGAGGCCAUCGUCGAGCAAAAAGCAGCUGACGGAGAUGGAGAUAGACGAGUGCGAAGAGACUACUCUCCAUGACGUCAGUAACAUGGAGGAAGAGAUGAGGAGGAAGCAGCAGGCUCAGAGGGAGGCUUACGAUGAUGACGACGACGACGAUGGCCCACACGGCGCCCAGCGUGUCCAAUGUGCCCAGCAGUAGAGGCUUUAUGGAGAUGGAGAUGGUGUGGUUUCUUCUUAGUGGCGUGUUUGUUUUAAGGGUCCGAGACAUUGAAUUCUGGCAACCCUUAUAGACUCGAAUAGAGUCUAAGUGGUACUUCUUGAUUUCUGUUCUCUUUUUUUUUUUUUUUCUUAAUUAAUGUUUCAUCAAAUAUUUUUAUCCAUCUGACAUGUUUUUGGUUC